UUCCUUUUCACCCAUGUCUGGGGCAGGCACCGUCUUGCUUCCUCUUCCUGUUAAAAAAUAUACACAAACAAAGUGCUACGUUAGGCAGCAUGGCAGUCAGAGGAGGUAUCCAGUGUGUCAAAUAUCUCAUGUUUGUCUUCAACGGCAUCUUCUGGCUUGCAGGGACAGCUGUCUUUGCCAUUGGCUUGUGGCUCAGGCUCGACCCAAAGACCAAAGGCCUGUUUGAAGGGGACGACUCUCCAUAUGUCUUCUAUACUGGUGUGUAUGUCCUGAUUGCAGCCGGAGCACUCAUGAUGGUGGUGGGGUUUCUGGGCUGCUGUGGAGCCAUCCAGGAGUCUCCCUGUAUGCUUGGACUGUUCUUCUUCUUCCUGCUCAUCAUCUUUGCUGUUGAGGUGGCAGCAGGAAUCUGGGGGUUUUCAAACCAAACAAAGGUGGUGAAUGAUAUUACUACCUUCUAUAUACAAACAUUCAACAAGUACAAAGAAACAAAUGAUCAGCGUCUAAAAGAGACAUUAAAAGUCAUUCAACAUGGGCUUAACUGCUGUGGUCCCACUGGUACAGUGGCUGACAUCGCUAAAGAAACAUGUCCCAGAGGAGACACACUCCAGGAGCUGAUUACGAAGAGCUGCCCUGAUGCUAUUGAUGAGGUGUUUGACUCCAAACUGCACAUCAUUGGAGGCGUGGGCAUCACCAUUGGAGUAAUUAUGGUAUUUGGGAUGAUCUUCAGCAUGCUCCUGUGUUGUGCUAUCAGGAAGUCUCGGGAGGUGGUGUGACAGCCCUCCUCAUGCCCAAAUGUGUAUUAAUAUUGCAUGAUGUCAUUCCCAGAGUCACAUGACUCCUCACUGCCAAUGGAACACUGCUUGUUGAAGAACAUAAACUUAAAAUAGGCCGGGAUCAGACUUUUAUAAAUAUGUUAAACUGUACUGCUGACACUUGAGAUAGAAGAGGUAUGGUGAGCAGACUGAGCUAUACAAUGGUGUCAUCUGUGCUUGUAUAAAUAUACUACAGAUAUGUGUCUUAUUGUGAUCAUCGAUUUAAACUACUGUUUGUAAACUGUUAAUAUUCUAAUGAGACGUUUAUAUAACUGUUGAUCACAUACCGCCAAGACUCAUGGUGCAAAGAUACACUGGAACCACCUCCUCACUUGACAGCUGUUGCCAAUGGAUCCAAUUUACCUACAAUGCAAAGAUAUGUAGUCAUUUUUUAUUAGUUUUAUACAAAACUCAAUCAUUUAAGCUUUGGUGGGAGUGGAAGUACCAGUUUUACAUUUCAGUUUUUCCAGUUCAAAUUUUAAUUUUCAAAUUUUCAUUUAUUUUGAAUGUAACGUUUCACUUUUCUGAAAUGUUUUGUUUUUAUACUUGUAAGAUUUAUGAGAAAGUGUUGUAUAGCGAGGCUGUCUGAAGGUACAUUUUAUACUGUAACUGACAUGUUUUGGAGAUUUUGUUGAAUGAUAUGCACUGGUUCACUGUGUUGAGUAAAAACUAUUAUGCAAAAACAA
Molecule: messenger RNA, 1498 nt
Organism: Boleophthalmus pectinirostris (great blue-spotted mudskipper)
Lineage: Eukaryota; Metazoa; Chordata; Actinopteri; Gobiiformes; Gobiidae
Gene: cd9a
Product: CD9 molecule a
Exons: 8
Coding region: 90-773 (227 amino acids)
Cellular component (GO): membrane
Source: RefSeq, a predicted model, not a curated record